AAACAUCGACGGAUCGACUGAAUUUAUAAAGAUUGAAAUAAGAAAAUAAGAGAGAUAUAUUCAAAAUACAGAUCUCAUUUCCACAGGCUACAUCUUUUACUUAGAAACUAAAUUUAAAUAUAAAAUACACCAAAUAGCAAUAUGACCGUGAACAACACUAUUGCACAUCAACGGUUGGUUUUAAGUGGAGAUCGCGAAAGGUUCAGAGAACUAUUAAGGAGACGAUUAAUCGAAUGUGGUUGGAGGGAUCAAGUUAGAAUGCUAUGCCGAGAAGCCGUAAAGGAAAAUGAAAACAGCAAUGUCACAUUUGAUAUGUUGGUUACUAAAGUGACUCCUCGCGCUCGUGCGCUAGUCCCAGACACUGUAAAGAAGGAAUUGCUUCAAAAAAUCAAAACAUACCUUCUUACUCAGAAAGAUCAAUAGGUCCAUUUUGUCAACCGAAAUGGAUUAUUUAUUACAUUAAGUUGCUUUACUCAGUGAUUUAUAUAUAAAUUCUAUUAUAAUUCUACUUAAUUUUAGGUGAAGUAAUUGAUUUUAUCAGUGCUGUAGAAUAUAAACCUUAAUUUUAAAUUGUACUAUUAAAACCACUAUUUCUAUAA
This is a messenger RNA of Trichoplusia ni (cabbage looper), 599 nucleotides long. RefSeq names its product enhancer of yellow 2 transcription factor-like. Bases 142 to 423 code for a protein of 93 amino acids. Lineage: Eukaryota; Metazoa; Arthropoda; Insecta; Lepidoptera; Noctuidae. Gene Ontology annotation, biological process: poly(A)+ mRNA export from nucleus; regulation of transcription by RNA polymerase II; positive regulation of DNA-templated transcription. Gene Ontology annotation, cellular component: DUBm complex; nuclear pore; SAGA complex. The transcript has 3 exons. Gene Ontology annotation, molecular function: transcription coactivator activity; chromatin binding. The record is from RefSeq and is a predicted model, not a curated record.